Molecule: messenger RNA, 1719 nt
Organism: Cydia pomonella (codling moth)
Lineage: Eukaryota; Metazoa; Arthropoda; Insecta; Lepidoptera; Tortricidae
Product: protein NDUFAF4 homolog
Exons: 1
Coding region: 155-823 (222 amino acids)
Biological process (GO): mitochondrial respiratory chain complex I assembly
Cellular component (GO): mitochondrion
Source: RefSeq, a predicted model, not a curated record
UAUGCAACAAGAAAAAAAACACAAAUGUCAAAUAAGAAAUAUAACCUAGAAAUAUCGGGAAAUGUUUAUAAGAUUUAACUUAUUUAUUUUAACGAAAUAAUUACUUCAUGUAAACGUUUUUAUUAUUAAGUGUUUUGUUCUACUGCCGCCUGAGAUGGGUGCUUUAGCGACAAAAGCCCUACGUCCCUUAAAAUCAUUCAACAUUGAAAAUCGAGCACAUCGGGUAAUAUCGAAAGAAAAACCAACGCCGGCCCCGAGAUAUGCGGCUAAUAUGGAGGAUUUGAAGCGGGCUAUGGAGUCAGACCCUAAUUUAGAUGAGAAACUUGACAAAAAAGAUCUAGGACUCGACACAAGACUGAAGAAUGUUUAUGUAACUUCUCAUGGCAAGCCUGAAGACGACGUUACUCGAGAGAAACAGAACCCGAACAGGCCAUUACCCCAAGACCGUGGCCUAGUUGAAGACUUCGAUUACGGCUUCAAAGAACCAGAGAGAGUUAAAUAUGGACACACAACACUCAGAAAUGCUGUAGAGUUCAUUUCCGCUCAUCAAAUUGAUCCUAAAGAAGUCACAGCAGCUAAAAUAGCGCUCCAAUACAAACUGAAGGCGGAAGAUGUAGAAAAUAUACUUAAAUAUUUUAAAACUUACGAAGUUUAUCUACCAGAAACAAAGAAAUCAGCGGCCAUGUUUGCUGGCCCUGCUACUUUAAGGAAACAGUUGUACAAAGAAGAUAUAAAAGAGAUUGAAGGAGAUGUUCAGAAGAAACCUGAUAAAAAAAGCAGCUUCUAUAAAUAUGAGAUUGAAAAUGAAAAUAAGGGCAGAUAAUUUACAUUCAAUAAACAAAUACAAACACCUGUUACAAAUACCUCUUAUAAUAGUAUAUUUUUGCAGGUCGCGAAUAGUACUGAGUACAAUGUAUUUAGUCCAAUAAUUUGAUAUCUUAGAGACAAUGAUUGAAAGCCAGUGUAGCAUUGUUUGCCAUAAAGCCACUUCCCAAACUAUGGGUUGUGACCCAUUGGUGGGUCGCGGGCAAAUAUUGAGUGGGCCCUGAAACUACUAUAGUGAAUCUGAGUGUUACCAAUAAUAUUUUAUGCCCCUUUUUUAAGACGGCCAAGAGGUCACAAAUUUGGCAGUAUUUGUUAGGUGGGUCAGAGCCCAGUCAAUUUUUGGGAAUCACUGCCAUAAAGAAAAAAAAAAAGUAAAGUGAAAGAAUACUAGAUUUCCCAGUGAAAGUAUGAUUCACAUAGUUGCACUUUAAGUUAUAUAUAGAUUUCCCAACAAGUAUUCAUCACUGGGAUUUUUUUCCCACUUGUUUAUUACCACCAACUCGGUUUUGGCUGUUACAGCAAAUUUACAUAAACAAGCAUAUUUGGCAUGCAGUUAUCUUGAAGGCUACCGCACUGUUAGUGCUUGAUAAUGGAGACCUAGGCUCUCUGAAACAUGUAGUGUGAAUGACCGAAAAUAUUACUGUAAAAUUUGCUUAAUUCCACACAAGAGUAUCAUAGAUUAAAGGCAAAUUAUCCUGUUCUGUAGUAAUCAAGUAAUAUACUUUAUUCUGUGAAUAUAAUACUGUGCUCUAGUAGAAAAUAUUUGAUCAAAUUAUUUUAGAUCCUUGUAAAUACGACUCAUAUUAAUGGUUGCUACUUGCUUGUGUAAAAUAAUUUACAACACUAAUGUGAUCUAGAUUUAGUCAAAUAAUAAAAACGUUUUGUUUUCCAAAA